Molecule: messenger RNA, 1185 nt
Organism: Dentiscutata heterogama
Lineage: Eukaryota; Fungi; Glomeromycota; Glomeromycetes; Diversisporales; Gigasporaceae
Source: the annotation of a GenBank genome assembly
AUGAAUUACGUACGAUUGCUAGCAUUAAUAUUAUCUAUUAUAAUAUUUGUAAAUGCAACCCCAGCUUAUUUUCCGGAGGAACGGAGUGGUCAUACUGCAGUUUUAGUAGAAAACAAAUUAUACUUUCUGGGUGGGAAAGACAACUAUGGCCAACGAACAAAUGAUUUUUUUUACCUUGACGUUUCAAAACCAUUUCUAAUCACAAAUUUAUCUUUUCUCCCUUUUCAUGACCUUUCUUACCUUUCUACAACUCUUCCUCCACAUCAAAGAGGUACUGCCUCUCUGUGUGGUAAUAAGUCUAUUUAUUUCUUUGGAGGUGAACGUGAUCUUUCAAAUAAACAAGAUUCAUUAAUUUAUACUUUCAACACUGUCUCUCAACAAUGGUCACAUCCAAAAAUCAAUGGUAAUGAACCAAAUAUAAGAAAACAAUUGGCAUCAACCUGUGAUUCUAAAGGACGAAUUAAAAGUGUUUCCAAUCUUACCCCAGAGUCUAACAAUGGAUUUUCUGCUACUAUGUUGAAGGAUGGGAUCAUUGCUUACAUUGGCGGACGGAAUAAUAAUGGUUAUCAUGAUAUGAGUAAGAUUAUGCUGUAUAAUACAAAUACAGCUUCAUGGUCUGUUAUGGACGAUCGAAUUCUAAUUUGGGGCGGUGAAAAUGAUGGAUUGCCGGUAGAACCUCAAUUAGCGGUAUUAGAUUCUCACUUUAUAUGGUCGAUCCCUGAUAUAACUGGCGUAAAGAAUUCAAUUGAGAUUUUACCUUAUUAUGCUCAUACUGCUACUAUGAUUGACGAUUAUAUGGUUAUUGCAUUUGGAUUAACAUAUGAUAAAUUCCAUAAUAUGGAAAUUGCUAGUAAUCGUAUAUUUUUGCUAUACACGCCAAAUCAAUAUCAUUACGAAUGGAAUUCUGUUUUUAUUCCAUCUAUUCUUUCAGACGCUUCCUUAACAAACUUUGAACCACCUCCAAUACCAUCCCCAAUACCACCAAUUUCAUCACCAGAUGAUCCAAUAGAACGACCCACAUUUGCACUUGAUGCAUUAAUUGUUGUGUUAUUUUUGGUUGGUGCUCUUAUUGGAUUUGCUGCAUGGUAUUUAUACAAACAUUACCCCGAGAUUAGAAAUAGAGCUGGAUAUACUUUGUUACCUACCAAUGAUUUUUGGAAUAGAGGAUUGUGGGAAGCUGAUUAA